AUGGUCCGGUUAGCCCAGGAAAGGUCCAGGCAAAGUCCGGUCAGCCAAGGCAAAGUCCAGUCAGCCCAGGCAAGGUCCAGGCAAAGUCCGGUCAGCCCAGGCAAGGUCCAGGCAAAGUCCGGUCAGCCCAGGCAAAGUCCAGUCAGCCCAGGCAAGGCCCAGGCAAAGUCCGGUCAGCCCAGGCAAAGUCCAGUCAGCCCAGGCAAGGUCCAGGCAAAGUCCGGUCAGCCCAAGCAAGGUCCAGGCAAAGUCCGGUCAGCCCAGGCAAAGUCCAGGCAAGGUCCGGCCAGCCCAGGCAAGGACCAAUCAGUCCAGGCAAGACGGUCCAUGGAAAGUCCAGUCAGUUCAGGCAAGGUCUGGAAGAGCUAA
Ylistrum balloti is the source of this 369-nucleotide messenger RNA. Its product is annotated as basic salivary proline-rich protein 2-like. The transcript has a single exon. The coding region runs from base 1 to 369 and encodes 122 amino acids. The record is from RefSeq and is a predicted model, not a curated record. Lineage: Eukaryota; Metazoa; Mollusca; Bivalvia; Pectinida; Pectinidae.